Rubroshorea leprosula is the source of this 984-nucleotide messenger RNA. The record is from the annotation of a GenBank genome assembly. NCBI's taxonomy places the organism in Eukaryota, Viridiplantae, Streptophyta, Magnoliopsida, Malvales, Dipterocarpaceae.
GAAAAAAAAAUUCUCUUCUUCCUCUUUCACUUUCUCUCUCCUUUACCUUUCCUUUUCCCUUACCUCUACUGCUCUGCAAAACCCAGCCUCUGGGUUUUCUCAAAUGGCAGAGAAGCAAGUAAUGACUGUGGCCGUUGACGAUAGCAAGCACAGCGCCUACGCACUGGAGUGGAUGCUCGGUCACUUCUUUGUUCCUCUAUGUGACACUGCCUUGUUCAAGCUUGUCAUCGUUCACGCCAAACCUUCUGCUACUUUUGCCAUCAGCCUCGCCGGACCUGGUUGCUACGCAUGUGGUUUUCAGUACUUUUACUUGUUGAUUCUUUCUAAUAUUUUCUCCUUUUUGCUUAAUUUUGUUUGGUUUUGAUCGUAGGAGCUGCGGAGAUUUUUUAUUAUGGGUGUUCUCAAACCUAGAUAUGGUUUUCUCAGGCUUGCUGAACUAGCCUUAGUUUGCUCGUUGCUUCUUAUUUUCUUUGUUAAUUUUCUAGUUAUAAUCCAACAAAUCCAUCAAUUUUCUCUAAUCCCAAAUAUCUCCCUUUUUUUGUCUACUUUCUCUCUCUUUCCUAGAUCUAUAAAUACCCAAAAAAAAAAAAAAAAUCGAAACAAGGCAAGAGAAACUGGAAAUCGAUUGGGAUCAUAGCAACAAAAUUGGCUCCCAUAAUUCGCAGGAAAAUCAUUGAUGAACAACAUAGCGUCUCCAUCUUUUCUUCAAAUCUUGCUUUCUCCUUUUUUCCAUUGUUCCAUAGAAUCAUCCGAAGAAGGAGGAGAAAUGGCGAUGGCAGGGCGCAUCAGAUCGAGUCUUCCUUUCUUGAACAAGCUAUUGAGAUCCGAUUCCACCUCCACUCAUGGAUCCUCUCUUAAACAAUCGAUUUCCAAUUUCUCUUACCCUGUUUUAAGAACUAAAUUUGGGUUGGUUUGAGAACCUAGAUCUGAGUUUUGAGAAAACCCAGAUUUUAGUUGAGAACCUAACAAAUUGGUAAGGAAGGA